UCAGUUUCAUUCCUGCGUUGCAUUCAUGGCUUCCUCCUCUUCAGUGAUUGCAUCUCCUAAACUAUAUGAUGCAUUCAUCAGCCACCAAGGCCCUGAUGUCAAGGAAACCCUUGCUAAACACUUGUAUCACCUUCUUAGGGAAAGAGGGUGCCAGGCAUUUCUAGACCGUCCAGAGAUACAAGUGGGGGAUUCUAUUCCUUUUGCCCUUCGCAAUGCCAUUUGCUCAUCUUUUGUGCAGAUUGCCAUUUUUUCCCAAGGAUAUGCAGAGUCCUCUUGGUGUUUAGACGAGCUUGUUCUUAUGUUACAACAAACUGAUGCCCUCUUCAUUCCUGUCUUCUACAAUGUCCAGCCGUGGGAGCUACGUCACAUCGAGAACGAGAAAUCACAAUAUGCUGAGGCAUUUUCUUAUUAUGAAAGGAGAGGCAGGUAUCCUGAUAAGUUGGAUGAAUGGAGAAGGGCCCUCAAAUCCGCUGCAGACAUAUCUGGUUAUGAGCUUAGCCAGCAUCAAGACAAUUUGUGUGGAAAUAUUGUGUCUCGUGUGCUACAAGUAGUGCAAGAAAGAAAAAAUAGAAUACUGUUGGAUGUUGCAAAAUAUCCAAUUGGACUUGGUGAACUUGUCGAAGAUUUUGAAACCUGUUUAGAGAGGAGGCACAGGAAACCCAAAACUAUGGACAAGGUGACGAUAGAAGGGAUCUAUGGACUUGGGGGCUCUGGCAAGACCACCCUCGCAAAAUAAUUAUUUAACAGGAAGAGUUCAGGCUACCAUGCAUCAUCUUUUCUCUCUGAUGUCAGAGAAUCACAUGCAAGAGGUGAACUACACCACUUGCAAAGUCAGCUCUUGAAAGAUCUUUUAAAGAUUGAAGAUUUAAAGAUCGGCAGUGUGCACCAUGGAAUUGGAGAGCUGAAGGAUCGCUUGGGAAGAGCAAGACAUUUGCAUUUUCUUAUAGCCCUGGAUGAUAUCGAUCAUUUAGAUCAGUUAGAUGCCCUCUUACCUCAAGGUAUGCUCGGCUCUAGUAGCCUAGUAAUUAUUACUACACGCGACCAAAGUAUGUUAACAGAUGCAAAUAUCUGUUAUAAGAUGAAGGAAAUGAGCAGGGAUCAAGCCAAAGAUCUCUUCUGUAGCCAUGCUUCCCGGGGACAGGAUCCUCCAAUUGAAUAUGAGCAAUUGGUUCAAAGGUUCGUGCAUUUUUGUGGAGGUCUGCCCCUCUCACUCAAAGUUUUGGGCGCCCAUCUUUAUGGUAGGAAAGAGUAUUAUUGGGAGUUAGAAUUGGAAAAAGUUAAGAAAAUCCAGCCUAAGGAUAUAUUGGAAAGGCUAAAAAUUAUUUUUGAUGGUCUGGACCAGGAGGAGAAACAGAUAUUUAUAGAUAUUGCUUGCUUUUUCAAUAAGAUUGGCUCCCACUAUAAUCCGAAAAGCGUGGCUAUAACAAUUUGGAACGCGUUCGGUUGGAGCGCUGAGCAUGGACUUCAAACCUUACAGGAUAAGUCCCUAGUUGAAAUUAAAUGGGAUGAAUUUCAAAUGCACGAUCACCUCCGCGAUCUGGGAAGACAAAUGGCAGAUGACUUGGGCCCUCCUCGUCUGUGGAGACCACAAAUUCUUAGAUCUAUGGAAGCAAAAGGAUUUAAAAAAAUCCUAGCAGAAACAAAGGUCAGGUGUUUCAAUAUAAUCUACGAUUCAUCCCUGUAGACUAGAAUUCAUUAUUUUAUGGGGAACUCAAAUGAUUCUGCUAAGACUGACCUCCUGGGGCUUCGGAUUGAAGAAUUAAAAGAAAUUCCUUCAUGCAUUCCUCUACGAAAAUUGAAUCCACGAAAAUUGCAUUAUUUAUCUGUUUGGGGCGUGAAAGAAUUGUGGAGCAGUUUUCAUCAACAGUUGCAGACCAAUAUCCAGGCCAGUUUCGAGUUGAGAAAGUUGUCGAUAGAGUACUGCCCCUCGCAAAAGAUUCCAGAUUUAAUAGGAAUGUUCAGUCAUUUGGAAGAAUUAACAAUAUUCGAAUCUUUAGAGAACACUGAUAUAACAUCCCUCUCAGAAUCGAUUAAAAGACUUAGUAAUCUUAGAUCAUUGCAUUUGGAGACCAACACCGACGGCAAGUUCGAGUCCGAGUCCGAGAUCGAGUCCCAGUUCGAGUCCGAGAACUUAGAUGUUUUUAGUUUGGAGGCUUCUACAGGCAGUUGUGCCACUAGCCUUGAAACCAUAGAGUUUAAGGGAUUAGAUAAUAUGUCAAAGUUGGUAAUUAGUGGAGAGAUUUGUCCCAGACUUCGAUCAUUGAGUGUUGAAUGGAUGUCGAAUCUAGAAGAAAUGGACUUAAAGCAUCUAGAGAGACUGAAUACUCUUCACAUGGAGGGAUGUGAUGAAUUGGAAACGAUGUCAAGGUUAUCUUCUUUGACAGGGCUUCAGUCUCUCGAGGUGGAGCAUUGUCCCAAUUUGGAAACAAUAUCAGGGUUGUCUUCUUUGACAGGGCUUCGUGAGUUAAAUGUAAGCUACUGCCGAGGGUUGAAAUCGUUGCCGACCCUUGCACGUCAACGUCAUCUGCAGAAAUUCACGGUUAAGAAAUGUUAUCAGUUGCAGAGUGUAGAAGGUUUUGAAGAGUGGCAUGGAUUGGAAAGUCUGAUAAUUGAAGUGUCUCGCAAAGGAUGGGCAUGGGUACAGAAUUGCAUUUAUGGACUCAAGAGGCUGCCAUCACAUCAAACCAUUUUAAUAGGGAAGGCAGUGGAUGCAACAUCGUCUAGAUUGGAUGUAAAUUUGUUUUCUGAGGUGACCGGCAUCCAAGCACUUGUUGAGAUUGAGACAGGAGAAUAUAUUUCAUUGUACAUGAGCAGCUCAUCAAAUGCAAUCACUAUAUAUGCUUUUCUUGGAUCUAUAGAGAUCUACGAUGGAGUUGAAAGGAUGAUUACAGUGUUACUCCCCCACCACAAUAGUGAGGGUAUUAGUAUAUAUAACAUCAACAUAAAGAAGGGGUUUAAGGCCAUAGUGAAUAAAGGGGAAGAAGAGAAAGCUUUAAUUUUAAUGAAAAGAAUUGUCAAUCAAUUAUAUGUAUAAA
This is a messenger RNA of Cryptomeria japonica (Japanese cedar), 3035 nucleotides long. RefSeq lists its product as uncharacterized. The transcript is spliced from 5 exons. The record is from RefSeq and is a predicted model, not a curated record. NCBI's taxonomy places the organism in Eukaryota, Viridiplantae, Streptophyta, Pinopsida, Cupressales, Cupressaceae. The coding region runs from base 1703 to 3034 and encodes 443 amino acids.